This is a messenger RNA of Pseudoliparis swirei, 1146 nucleotides long. Its product is annotated as relaxin-3 receptor 1-like. The coding region runs from base 1 to 1146 and encodes 381 amino acids. The transcript has a single exon. The record is from RefSeq and is a predicted model, not a curated record. Gene Ontology annotation, cellular component: membrane. Gene Ontology annotation, molecular function: G protein-coupled receptor activity. NCBI's taxonomy places the organism in Eukaryota, Metazoa, Chordata, Actinopteri, Perciformes, Liparidae. Gene Ontology annotation, biological process: G protein-coupled receptor signaling pathway; immune response.
AUGGAUGAAAUAUUUAACCACAGCGGAGCACUUAACCGGAGUUCACCUGGCGAUGGGGAAUACAGUUUCGAAGACAUCGACAUGAGCGCGGACAGCACUCCCAUCCUGAGGAUACUCAUCUCCGUGGUGUACUCUGUCGUGUGCGCGGUGGGUUUGGUGGGGAAUCUGCUCGUGUUUUUCCUCAUGAGGUUACGACAAGGUCGGAAGAAGUCCACCAUCAAUGUUUUCAUCACCAACUUGGCGGUGACGGACUUCCAGUUCGUGCUCACUCUGCCCUUCUGGGCCGUGGACACCGUGCUGGACUUCAGCUGGCCGUUUGGAGACGCCAUGUGCAAAAUCAUCCUCUCGGUCACCGUGAUGAACAUGUACGCCAGCGUAUUUUUUCUCACGGCCAUGAGUGUGACCCGCUACUGGUCGGUGGCCUCGGCGCUGAAGAAGAAAGCGCACAGGGGGUCACGGUGCGUCAAGUGGGUGUGCGCGGUGCUGUGGGUGGCGGCAAUAGCGGCCACGGCUCCGACGUCUAUCUUCUCCACCGUCACUGUGGUCGCCGGAGAAAAACUCUGCCUCCUCAAGUUCCCCGAUGGGCACGACUGGCUCGCCCUCUAUCACAUCCAGAAAAUAUUAAUAGCCUUCAUCAUCCCGAUGCUCAUAGUCUGCGUCAACUAUCUGAUGCUCCUGCGCUUCGUGAGACGGCGCAGCAUGAGCAGCAGCAACCCCAAACGGAGAUCCAGAGUCACCAAGUCCGUCGCUAUUGUGGUUUUGUCCUUCUUCUGCUGCUGGAUGCCAAACCACGCCAUCACAUUCUGGGGUGUCUUGGUCAAAUUCAACUUGGUCGACUGGGAUAAAUCAUAUUACAUGGUGCACACGUACGUGUUCCCGGUCACUGUGUGCUUAGCGCACGCAAACAGCUGCUUGAACCCGGUGCUUUACUGUCUGAUGAGGCCAGAGAUCAGGAAGAUGCUCAGUGGGUUGUUUUGGAGAGUCUCUACUCCAUCCAUAUUCAACAGGGGCGGCGGGACGCGCUAUUUUACGCAGGGAGAAACCCAGGGAGUGGUGCCUCUCCAGGUUUUGGACAAUGCCCAGUCCUCGUUGUCCAUCAUAGACCGUAAAGGCUUACCGAGCUCCAGCAUGAUCCCAUACACCUGA